CGCCUUGCACCUCUAGGACCCGCCAGGCCCCUGGUUCCCGCCCCUAAGGGGCCAUGGAGUUUGCGGAGCUGAUUAAGACCCCACGGGUGGACAAUGUGGUGCUGCACCGGCCUUUCUAUCCGGCUGUCGAGGGGACACUUUGUCUGACAGGCCAUCACUUGAUCCUGUCCUCUCGGCAGGACAACACAGAGGAGCUCUGGCUUCUCCAUUCAAACAUCGACGCCAUCGAUAAGCGAUUUGUGGGCUCACUGGGUACCAUCAUCAUAAAAUGUAAAGAUUUCCGAAUUAUUCAUUUGGAUAUUCCUGGAAUGGAAGAGUGUUUGAAUAUAGCCAGUUCCAUUGAGGCUUUGUCUACCCUGGAUUCCAUCACACUGAUGUACCCUUUCUUUUACCGGCCCAUGUUUGAAGUGAUAGAAGAUGGCUGGCAUUCCUUCCUUCCUGAGCAAGAGUUUGAACUUUACUCUUCCGCUACCAGUGAAUGGAGGCUAAGCUAUAUCAAUAAGGAAUUUGCCAUCUGCCCCUCUUACCCACCAAUUGUCAUAGUGCCCAAUUCUACUGAUGAUGAAGCUCUAAGAAAGGUAGCUGCAUUCCGACAUGGAGGGCGCUUCCCUGUACUAAGCUACUAUCAUAAAAAAAAUGGAAUGGUAAUUAUGCGAAGUGGUCAGCCACUCACUGGCACAAAUGGGAGACGGUGCAAGGAAGAUGAGAAGCUGAUAAAUGCUACCCUUCGGGCAGGAAAAAGAGGCUACAUCAUUGACACCCGGUCACUAAAUGUGGCUCAGCAAGCUAGAGCCAAAGGAGGCGGCUUUGAACAAGAAGCUCAUUAUCCCCAGUGGAGGAGAAUUCAUAAGUCCAUUGAGAGGUAUCACAUUCUUCAGGAGAGCUUAAUCAAACUUGUGGAAGCUUGCAAUGACCAAACACAUAAUAUGGACCGAUGGCUCAGUAAACUGGUGACCUCAAACUGGCUGACUCACAUCAAAGAGAUUCUGACAACUGCCUGUUUAGCGGCUCAGUGUAUUGACAGGGAAGGGGCAUCAGUACUGAUUCAUGGAACCGAAGGAACUGAUUCCACACUUCAGGUUACUUCUCUGGCCCAGAUCAUCUUGGAACCAAGAAGCAGGACCAUCCGUGGUUUUGAGGCCCUGAUAGAAAGAGAGUGGCUACAGGCUGGUCACCCAUUCCAACAACGCUGUGCACAGUCGGCCUACUGUAACACUAAACAGAAGUGGGAGUCGCCUGUAUUUCUUCUCUUCUUGGACUGUGUGUGGCAGAUCCUUCGCCAGUUCCCUUGCUCUUUUGAAUUUAAUGAGCAUUUUCUCAUCAUGCUCUUUGAGCAUGCCUAUGCCUCACAGUUUGGAACAUUUCUGGGCAACAAUGAAAGUGAAAGAUGUAAAUUGAAGUUACAGCAAAAAACUAUGUCUCUGUGGUCCUGGGUCAAUCUACCCAGUGAACUGAGUAAAUUCACGAAUCCUCUUUUUGAAGCCAACAAUCUUGUCAUCUGGCCUUCUGUUGCUCCACAGAGUCUUCAAUUAUGGGAAGGUAUUUUCCUACGUUGGAACAGAUCCUCCAAGUAUUUGGAUGAAGCUUAUGAAGAAAUGGUUAACAUCAUUGAAUACAACAAGGAAUUACAAGUAAAAGUAAAUAUCCUAAGGAGGCAGUUGGCAGAACUGGAAACAGAGGAUGGGAUGCAGGAGAGCCCCUAGAAGAUCCUCCGACGCCCUUUUCAGAGAGCCCUCCUGGACCUGUAUUCCACCUCUCUCUUUGCUCUUCAGUUCACUUUUACACAACAGCUUAAAACUUAUGGAACUUUAGGCUUAAGAUAUGGGAACCCUCUAAUAUAAUAGAGUCCUCAAAACUUUAUUAACAAAAUGUAUAAUUACUCAUGUUUCAUGUGGUCUUUUAGGCCUUUUUCAUUUAGGGAGAGGGAAAGAGGUGCUAGUCAUUUUAUUUUAUGUAAAAAAAUCGGUGACUUAAUG
Chrysochloris asiatica (Cape golden mole) is the source of this 1976-nucleotide messenger RNA. RefSeq names its product myotubularin related protein 9 (gene MTMR9). Gene Ontology annotation, biological process: negative regulation of autophagy. The record is from RefSeq and is a predicted model, not a curated record. NCBI's taxonomy places the organism in Eukaryota, Metazoa, Chordata, Mammalia, Afrosoricida, Chrysochloridae. The transcript has 10 exons. The coding region runs from base 54 to 1703 and encodes 549 amino acids.